AUGGCUCCAUUGUCUCGGAGACGGACGUUCUCGGCUCGAUCGAUGGCGCCGCUACGGAACUCACGAAAUGGAAAUACGACUCCUGCCGAUGGACCUCCACAGAAGAAGCGCAAGUACAUCCCUGGUGGGCCAGGCGGUGGUGGCAGGUUCAUUGAGAUAGAUGCUGUUGUCGAACGAAAGGCACCACCCGCUCCCGUCGCAGAACCAGUCGUGCCAGCGCAGACUCAACCUUCUCCGCGCCCUCGACGCGAGAUAGCUCCUGCUAUCGCCAGCACCCCGCUCCCCAUGACCACUCCGCCUUCUACUCGCCCUCGAAGAGAACGCACUCAGAGUCGAGGUCGUUAUAGUUCUGCGACUGCUGCUGCCUUGGCACUCCAACAAGGUGAUGGCUACAAACCCCGCGAGGAACGGGGCUGGGAGGAGUUUCACCCCGAUCUGGAUAUCGAAGCCAAAUUUGCAGUGUUCAGUUCUGAAGAGGUAGACGGUGCCGACAAAUCACAGCAACCUAUUCCAAGUACACAGUCCACGAAUGGUAUACCUACAAACUCAGAGGGCCACGAUUCAAAUACAGUCGCCCCUGCAGUUCUCCCCCAAACACCUCCGAAGCGACGACCCGGUCGGCCUCCACGGCGACCUGAUGCUAUGCUCAGUGCUAUUAUAACACCUGAACAGCCAAAAGUUGUACCACCUCCGGGCCCGAAUCCCCGUGAAAGGUUAACCCUUCCCAAACCAAACUUUCACCUUCGUGACCCGUUUGUUCGCUAUGAGCAAAAAGGUGUCAAUCAACAGAACUAUGUGGAUCGUACAAUGGCGAGUGUUGGCUAUCAGGAAAGUGAUUUGUUUGUACGUCACGAUCGUCGACUGAUUCGAAUGGCCGAGGGGGCUAUUGAAGAGGAUCUAGAUCUGGACCCACCCGUGACAGAUGGUGAUACCAAUGCUGCCAUUGGUUCAUUAGGCGUCGGAAGGGUGGAAUAUGAUAUGGACGAACAAGACGAAAAAUGGCUAGAAGAUUACAACAAUAGGCGAAAGGCUGAUCAGCUGGAGCCUAUCAAACCAGCCGUUUUUGAGAUUACUAUGACCAAAAUUGAAAAAGAGUGGUAUGCUCUAGAGAAAAAGAUCCCAAAGCCUAAUCCUAAGCCACCCCAAACGCAACGUCCUCGGUCAAGCUCCGCGGCCGCUGUCAAUGGUGAGCCAGUGGGAGGGGGCGAAGAACAGGACAGCAAAUGCGCAGUUUGCGAUGAUGGAGACUGCGAAAAUUCCAAUGCUAUCGUUUUCUGUGAUGGGUGUGAUCUUGCUGUGCACCAAGAAUGUUAUGGUGUUCCAUAUAUUCCGGAAGGUCAAUGGCUCUGUCGAAAAUGCCAGCUGAUUGGGAGAGGGUCUCCAAAUUGUAUUUUUUGCCCCAAUACUGAAGGCGCCUUCAAACAGACAAACACAUCAAAGUGGUCACAUUUGCUUUGUGCACUCUGGAUCCCGGAAGUGGGUAUCGGCAACCAGUCCCUCAUGGAACCCGUUACGGACGUUGAAAAGGUACCCAAGAGCAGAUGGAAGCUUCAGUGCUACAUAUGUAAGCAGCGGAUGGGUGCAUCAAUCCAGUGCAGCAACAAGAAUUGCUUCGUGGCGUUCCAUGUCACGUGUGCAAGGCGAUCUCAACUGUACUUGAGGAUGAAGUCCAGCCACAACUCGGCAAUUAUGGAUUCUCACUUGUUGAAAGCUUUUUGUCACAAGCAUGUCCCACCAGACUGGCGAAAGGAACAUGGCACAGAUGCUGCCUACGCCGAAGCAGUUGAAUACUACAAGAAUACAAUGAAUGGCAAAAGAUGGGGCGACAGUCAAGCAGCUGCUCUUGCACUUGGGCCUUCACUUCCGGACGGGAGCGAGGCGAUAGAGAGCCAUACCCAUCAUGGUCCAAACAUCCAUUUGACCUUUAAUGCAGGAGGCAAUAAGCGAAAGCGCACGACUCCCUCGAAACCGACAUGGAAGCUGGCUUCCGGGGCACCAGUUAUUCCCCAGACCGUACUAAACUCUGUCGUGGCAUCGUUGCAACGUUUCUCUGUCCGUCAAAGGAAACAAUAUGCCGAGGACGCUUGCAAGUACUGGACUUUGAAGCGGGAAGCUCGACGAGGAGCCGCUUUGCUGAAACGCCUUCAACUGCAGUUGGAAACAUUUUCGUCGAUGGAGAUGACUAGGCGAAAUUUCGCUGGCAUGGGUCCUAUUGGCCUUUCGCGCCUUCAGCGUCGUAUUGACUUUGCAGAACGCUUAUCUUCUGAUGUGGAAAGAGUCCGUACCCUCUGCACCGAAGUGAAGAAGCGCGAAAGUGCCAAGCUUGAAGACGUGGAAAUGCUCAGCAAUAUUAUUGAUACUGUUUACUUCCCCAUACCCCCGUUGCUGUGGCCCAUAUUUGAAAAGAUCCAGACUCUCGACCCUAGGGGUGUCUUCCGUUCAUCCCUACAAGCCGUCCGCAGUCGCUUGGAAUCGCGAUACUACACAAAUGUCUCUGUAUUCUCUGCUGACCUAGCACAUAUUUUCACUACUGAGAUAGGCACCGAGCCAGUUGAGGAUACUGCAGAGCUUCAGCUUCAAAUUAGUGGUCGCGCACCCGAACUCACAUUUGACCAACGCGAAAAGAGAAAAUUAGCGAAGAGGAUCAUCAAGUCUAUCCAGCCAUUUCUCGAGGAUGCCAUCCGAAAGGAGACUGAACUGAGUGGUUUGCCAUUCGAAAAGGAACUUAAAGAGCUGGACAAUAUCUUCGAGAGUGGCGUUCUGUCACGCAGGAUCUCUGUAGUCGAGGGCCUAGAUGCGUCAGCCGACCACAACGUGAUGACAAACGGGGUGGCAGUUGAGUCUGACAAACUUACAAAGAUGGAACACCCAGAGACAGCAGAACAUACGCAUACUCUAGCAGCCGACCUUGACGUGAACGUUGAUUUGCAGGAUGCAAAUGAUAACUACGGGAAAGCGACCAACAAUAUCAUUACCGCACCCUCCAGUGACCGGGCAGCGGAUGAGUCCAUGGAAGCGUCUGAAAUCAUUACCGACGACAUGGGUGGCGACAAAGUGAAGAAGGACAACGAAAGUGUGAUUUCACAACAAAGUGGCCAUGUUGCAAGAGCAACGCGAGGUCCAUUGACACCGCCUUUGAGCUCACAGGGCGAUCAACAGCAGGGGCCACUCGCUCAAGGAGGUAUUCAAUGGUAUAUGCAACCUUUCGAUCCGAUCGGCACGACUAUACAUGAAGAGCGAUGGACUGGCCGUGACGUUCUACGUGGCCUGAGUGAGGAAUUAAGUGAGCUUGACGAAGAUGAGCUUGAGGGUUUGGGAGGAGAUGAGAUUAUAGAUGGGAUUAAUCGAGAACCGGAUAAAGUCAAUGGAGCUGCUCCUGAACCUGUGAAGGUUCGUCGGACACGUCGACGCUAUCGGGGAUUCAGGUAGACUGUUAUUAUGACGAACUUGGGAGUUUCUUCUGGCGUAUCGUGUGGGAACAGAGGGCUUUGAUCCGUCAUACACACGGUUUUAUUUAGGUGCUUUUAGUAUGCGAUCUGUCAUGUUGUUAUAGCAUAGCCUAGCAUGCAUACAAGGGUGCCUCUAGCUCAUCGUUAAUUUUACAUGACAAAUACAGCGGCAG
This is a messenger RNA of Talaromyces stipitatus ATCC 10500, 3622 nucleotides long. RefSeq names its product PHD finger domain protein, putative. Bases 1 to 3429 code for a protein of 1142 amino acids. The transcript is spliced from 2 exons. The record is from RefSeq and is a predicted model, not a curated record. Gene Ontology annotation, biological process: regulation of transcription by RNA polymerase II. Lineage: Eukaryota; Fungi; Ascomycota; Eurotiomycetes; Eurotiales; Trichocomaceae.